Oryzias latipes (Japanese medaka) is the source of this 3057-nucleotide messenger RNA. Its product is annotated as sushi domain-containing protein 2. The record is from RefSeq and is a predicted model, not a curated record. Lineage: Eukaryota; Metazoa; Chordata; Actinopteri; Beloniformes; Adrianichthyidae.
GAGAAACACAUGAAGACACAGCAUAAACGCUGUCAUCUUGACCCCUGGUUGAUGAUUAAACAAAAGUUUGUAAAUGUGUGUUAUCAAAGGUCCAAGGUUGAGGAAAAUACAAAGCAAAGCUGCACUGGUAAGAUAUUUUAGCAAAAACCUGUAGUCUGCAGCCACACUCUUGGCUGACAAUCAAAGUCAGGCAGGAUGGAGAAAUUUACUUUGUAUUUUCUGCUCGUGGUUUUAUCCAGGACACAAGGAGAAACGUGUGAAGGAAAGUGUGGGCAACAACUGGACUCCUGUUCAUGUCACCCAACAUGUGGGUCCCUGAAGACCUGCUGCCCUGACUAUAAAGAGUUCUGCAUUGAUGUGGCUCCACAGUCCGGGUCUAUUCUGGGUGGGACAGACUUUUUUGUCCUUGAGGCAAAUUUCACUCAGAGUUCUCAGAUUGUUUGCAGGUUCAACAGUGAAAUUGACACAGAGGGCUAUGUGGAUGACAGUGGAAGGGCCCACUGUAUCUCCCCUUUGCUUUAUCAAACAGGGUGGGUUCCUUUGCACAUCUCCUCAGAUAAUGGCACCACCUUCAGUAGAAGUGGAGCCUGGCUUUCAGUUCAUACAGGCAAGUUAAGUUCUGAGUUCAAAGCUCUUCUGGUAAACUCAACAAAGUGGCAGUAUUACGGCACGCCUGGUGUUGGUGGCUAUCUUCAGAUGACAUGGAAUACUACUUUGGUCAAUGCAGAUAAGGUGAAUAUAGAGCUCUGGGGAUACAGAGAGAUGGGAGAGCCUUAUUCAGAGAACUGGCAGGGGGAGAUGGAGUAUCUGUACUCACUUGCAAAAGAUCAGCCAAACAAUGGCUCCUUUAGCUUUUUGCCCAAAAUAGCAGAAAAUGGUUUUUCAAGCUGGGAGCUCGGUUCUGUGCGAGUCAGCUCCAGUACUUAUCCAGAUGGCAUGCGGAACGUUCAAGCUGCAUGGACCGAGGACCAUGCUCUGGCCUGGCACCUGGAGCAGAAAUUUAGGGACAACUCAACAGCCUGGGCCUGGGAGAAAUGCUUAGCAUGGGACCAGCUUGAAAUCCAGCUGCCCAACUUCCUGAAUGAGAUCAUCGACUGCCCCUGCACUCUGGCCCAAGCCAGAGCGGACACAGGGAGGUUUCAUACUGAUUACGGCUGUGACAUAGAGAAAGGGAGCGUGUGCACAUACCACCCCGGGAGUGUUCACUGUGUGAGGGCUAUACAAGCUAGUCCUCAGUAUGCAGCUGGACAACAGUGCUGUUACGACAAGACUGGAGCCCAGGUUCUGACAGCAGAUUCUAUUGGAGGAAGCACACCGGACCGAGCCCACGACUGGGGGUCACCUCCAUUUAGGAAACCACCUCGGAUACCCGGCCUCUCUCACUGGGUCUACGAUGUCCUCAGCUUCUACUACUGCUGCCUCUGGUCUGAUAACUGCCACUACUAUUUCAAGCAUCGACCCUCCAGCGACUGCAGGCGUUACCAGUCACCUAACUCAGCCGUGGUGUUUGGGGAUCCUCACUUCAUAACGUUUGAUGGCGUCAGCUACUCCUUUAACGGCAAAGGGGAGUACACUUUGGUGACAUCAGCAGACAAACAGCUAACAAUCCAGGGCAGGACAGAACCUAUAGAUGGAAAUGCAAUAAAAGCAACAAAAAUGUCAGCGGUAGCCAUGAGAGAAGCCUACUCUGAUAUUAUUGAGGUGCGAUUAGCCAGCGGAGACAACCGACUGGAAGUUCUGCACAAUCAAAAGUCUCUUUCUUUUGCUGAGCAAACCUGGAUGGACCUUCAAGGAGUGUUCGUGUUUUCUCCAACCUCUUCAAAUGUGACGGUGAUGUUUCCAUCUGGAGCUGGGGUGGAAGUGCGACAGAGAGGGAAAACCCUGACAACCACUGUCCUCCUGCCAGAGGAGUUUGGGGACUCCACACAGGGGCUGCUGGGAAACAUAAACGGUGACGCCAAAGAUGACCUGGCCCUCAGCAACGGACAGUUGGUGCAAAACCAAAGCAAUGCUGAGGAACUGUUUGCUUUUGGGGCAAGCUGGGCAGUACCCAAUGCAUCUGCUUUGUUCACCUACGACUCAAAUUAUCUUCUGGAAACAUAUUACUUUGUCCCCAGACAUGACCCCAGUUUCAUUCCUGCAUUUUCUGCUCCCGAGGAUCCAGAUGAUCCACUAAGUGAUCAGGCAGCUGAGAUCUGCUCUGGAGAAAGCUCUCCAUUCUGCAGGUAUGACAUCCUGGUAGGUCGAAGUCUAAGCAUGGGAAAUGACACCAGAAGGUCUUUCCAGAGUCACAUUUCUCUUGUUGACGAUUUAAAACCAGUGAUUUCUUGUGGAUGGCUUCCACCUCCAAAUAAUGGCAAAAAACUGGGGACCACAUACCUACAGGGAGCCAGGGUGCAGUUUUCCUGCAAUGAAGGCUACACACUGAAAGGAUCGGCUGAAAGAAUCUGCCAGAAAAACGCUCAGUGGUCUGGAGAGGAAGCAAGCUGCGUUGUUCCGAGUAAACUCCCUGGAAUUCUGGCUGGUUCAAUUGUUGGCGCCUCAGCACUGAUUCUGAUCAUGACAAUGAUUGUGCUCCACUUCAGAAAGCAAAAAAGGAAACCAUCCAAUUCAGAGGAAGGGAGUAUCACUGAAGGCUUGUAGCCGAACCCAGUUUAUAACUUUUGUUAUUUAUCGUUAAACUGUAAAUGUCUGAUAAGUGGGAAAUUUCAAUUUAAGCAAUUUCUUUUUUAAGAUACAAGUACUUUUUAUGUGAACAUAGAUAGUUUAAAUACGUUUAGAUGAUAGAAAGAUGAUGUUCAUGUUGUGUCCAUAGUGGUUGUUUUUGCAUGAUUAUCUUUUGCUGAGUUAAAAAAAAGUUUUACACCAGAUAUGGACUUUUUACGAGUGUGUAUGGCAAACAACAGUGAAGCUACAACUCCGUAUAGCUGCAAAUGUAUUUCUGCAUUUGUCACAGCCCAUAUGCUUUGAACUUUUGUCAUUUUUUUACACUCCAAACAUGUGCUUUAAAAUUUUUUUGAAUAAAAAUGUCCUUGUGCAUUAUGAGCAGAGAUCUUA